This is a messenger RNA of Fusarium oxysporum Fo47, 1611 nucleotides long. RefSeq names its product putative proline-specific permease. Gene Ontology annotation, molecular function: amino acid transmembrane transporter activity. The record is from RefSeq and is a predicted model, not a curated record. Gene Ontology annotation, cellular component: membrane. Gene Ontology annotation, biological process: amino acid transmembrane transport. NCBI's taxonomy places the organism in Eukaryota, Fungi, Ascomycota, Sordariomycetes, Hypocreales, Nectriaceae. The transcript is spliced from 5 exons. Bases 1 to 1611 code for a protein of 536 amino acids.
AUGGACAAAUCACCAGAUAACAAGGAAUACUUCCAGACUCAACCUGCCCUUGAACAGGGUACUUCCACAGAGUACCAUGAGCUAGCAAGAAAACUCGAAAGUAGGCAUGUCCAGUUCAUCGCCCUCGGCGGCGCCAUUGGCACGGGAUUGUUCCUCGGUAUUGGCCGCGCCUUAACGCAAGCUGGCCCGCUUAGUCUCUUGCUGGGCUACACCAUUUCAGGCGCAGCCAUUUUCUGCAUGAUGCAAAGUUUAGGUGAAAUGUGCACCUGGCUACCUCUGCCUGGAGCGAUCCCUCAGUUCGCAGACCGUUGGGUAGACCCUGCCCUCAGUUUCGCUGUCGGUUGGAACAGCUGGUAUUACUGCGUCAUCACUCUAUGUGCCGAGAUCGCCGCCGUAUCGGUCGUCAUACAAUACUGGGAGGGAGCUCAAGGUGUCAAUGUCGCAGUCUGGAUCACUAUUCUCAUCGUCUUGGUCGCCUGCAUCAACCUCUUCGCUGUCUCAGUUUACGGAGAAGUCGAGUUCUAUUUUGCGGGUAUUAAAGUCAUCGCCAUUGUCGGUCUUAUCUUACUCGCCUUCCUCAUUGAUGUGGGAGCAACGGGGCAAGGCCGCAUUGGCUUCCGCUAUUGGAAGAGCCCAGGAGCCAUGAAGGAGUACGUGGCGACCGGAGACUUUGGCCGAUUUCUGGGUUUCUUCUCAACGCUUGUUAAUGCAGCUUUCUCUUUUGGCGGUAUUGAGACUGUUGCUGUGGCUGGAGGUGAGGCCAAGAACCCACGAAGAAAUAUUCCCAAGGCAGUUCGUCGCGUCUUUUGGAGAAUCUUAUUCUUCUACGUUUUGGGUGCCCUAGCCGUUGGUGUAUUGGUUCCUCACAACGACGAAAAGCUGCUCAGUGCUCAGGCGAACGGCUCCAAGGGUGCUGCGGCAUCACCAUGGGUCAUUGCGAUCACUCAUGCCAAGAUCAAGGUCUUGCCAUCUAUUAUCAACGCCGUCAUCUUGAGUUCUGCCAGCUCAGCCGCCAAUGCCAUGACCUUCAACGGAAGUCGAUAUCUCUUUGCACUGUCCAAGAAUGGACAGGCCCCGAAGAUUUUCCAAAAAUGCAACAAAAGUGGCACACCCUGGGUAGCGGUACUGCUUAUUACUGCCAUCUCUUUACUUUCAUACCUCUCAUGCUCUGCCAGCAGCAGCGUAGCCUUCACGUGGUUCCAGAACCUCGCUACACUGUCAUCACUCUUCACCUGGUUCUCUAUCUGCCUCAUCUACGUCAGGUUUCACAGCGCUCUCAAGGCCCAGGGCAUAGAUAGGUCAUCUCUCACCUUUAAAGCGCCCUUCCAGCCCUACCUGGCUUGGUUCUCAAUGUUUUAUUUUGGCCUCAUCAUCCUGUUUAGUGGCUUCUGGACAUUUACUCCUUGGAAUGCCAACAGCUUCGUCACUACCUACAUCGGCAUCCCGCUUCUCGGGGCUCUUUUCUGUUUCUGGAAGUUCUUCAAAAAGACGAAAUGGAUACCAUCUACUGAGGCUGACUUACAUCGCGAUAAGGCUGCUAUCGAUGCAAUUAUUUGGGAGGAGAGGCAGCCAACAACUAUCUGUGGAAAGUUCUGGGAUUGGCUAUGCUAG